AUGGCACCCAUGGUUGUUCUUAUUACAGGAUGCUCCUCAGGAAUGGGGUUAGCUGAGGCAGUGUAUCUUGCUACUACGUCAAAGCAUGACUUCAAGGUUUAUGCAACGGUGAUUGAUCUUGAUCAGAGAGAGCACCUGGAAAGGGCUGCCGGAGACUCUCUCAAUAAAAAGUUGUUCAUCCGUAAACUUGAUGUCACCAAAGAAGACACCAUCACAUCCGUGGUUGAUGAGAUAGUACGAGAAAACAAGAAGCUUGACGUUGUCGUUAACAAUGCUGGGAUUUUAGAUCAAAUAGGCUUCUUCUUUAACAAGACACGAAGCUCUGUUGAUGACGCUCGUGCCAUGAUGGAAGUUAACGUGUUGGGACCAGCAAGAGUUAUUCAUGCUGUUUUGCCUACGAUGAAGAAACAGAAGUUCGGCCGAAUAAUCAACACAACGAGCGGAACAGGCAUAGAGGCGACACCUUUCUUGGAGUUUUAUUCGGCAUCUAAAUUUGCACUUGAGGGACUUUCUGAGAGCUUAGCGCCCGUUCUUCGCAAAGGUUACAAUAUCAGAGUCAGUAUUUUGGAGCCUUCCGCAGUCCUAACACCUCUUCUGGAGAAAGCAAUGAACCCAGAUUUUAAACCAGAUUACGUGUGCGGAACCUGGGAAGAGGAGGCCCAAGAACUAUACAAAAACUACUGGGAGAAGGACCUGAAAUCCGCCCUCGGUGUCUACAUACAACCAGAGGAAGUUGCACAAAUCUUGGAAGAAAUCAUCCUCUGUGAUGAUCCGCAUCUACGAUAUCAAACCAACGCGACUUUGAAGAAGACGGUUGCAGCCAAAAUGGUGGACCCCACAGGUGAUUCUGUCUUCAAAGUUUUUCAAGCAUUUCAAUAAACAAAAAAUCCAGUUGGCGGGCUUUUGAGCGCAGCAGAGCUUUAUCAGAACUUAAGCUAUUUUUGAUGUUGUAGUAGAACGAGAACAGUCUGACCUGACUAUGAAAUGACUUAUGAUUGAAAUUAGGAAUAAAAAUUACCAUCAAAUUUGAUAGUUUCUCUAUUUCAGAAAUUCAAAUACCAGUUUAGUAAGGGAAGACUACCUUAUAUUUAUAGUCCUACUGAUUCAAUACGGCAAUUCCACUAACUUCAUCAACGUCCUUGAGGGAGGUCGUGUUCUUAGUAAUAGUAGUAAAUUAGGUGUGGAUACUACAGCACAUAGAAACUCUGUUCCCCUAACUUGAUUGUACAAAAUGCUACCAAUGCUUGUCGCCGAAUGCCAGCAAAAAACUGCAUCAAGAUGCACGAGAACGUGCAUCUUGAUUCCUUAUGAAAGCCCGACUUCAAGGUGAGUAAGGUUUUAUUUUUUUACGUAAAGAAUUAAUAAAAUCCACGGUACAAGAACAAGGGUGAGCAGGUCUAAUAAUUUUUCGGUACGCGGUAGGUUUAUGCGGAUAUCACAAGCUGUGAAUUUGAACUUAAGGACUUUCUCCGAAAAAAGAAGAGGGAAAAGUGGCUCGUUCGUCAACUAGAUUAACCCCGACAAAAGUCAGAUAAAAACUUGAUAAACAGUGAAGUUUCAUGAAAGCAUGACAUACACAUCAAUACUUAACUACGGUUUAACGCGUUUUAAAUUAGGUAGCGUAGUCUUUGUAACGUAUUAUAGUUUGAAAGAUGUCAUCCUUUACAUAAACAUUUGGCCACUACCACUUACUAUUCCAGGUCAAUUACGAUGGAAAUUGUGAAAGUUGGAUUGUUUAUAGCUUAACAACAAAACUUGUUUGGAAUCCUGUCAAAUGAAUCCCGACUGAUGGAAUGAUUAUUACCGAUUAUACACCUAGUUCAACCACUUAAUUUUCAGACUUAAAAUUUGUGUUUCCAUAUUGAAGGAAUUUUAAAUUCACUAUUUUCAUUCACAUUUCCACAUUGAAGGAACUUUAAAUUCGUUAUUCUCAUUUGCAUUCUGAUCGUAGUUUUAAAUGUGCAUAGUAACUUACAAUUUUUGCCCAUCGGUAAACAGAACCACCCUCCCUUUUUGUAUGUCUGACUUCAACACUCAACAUAGAUGGUCGGCGUUUUGAAGGUUACAUCAGAACUAUUAAUACACGCUAGUCAGACUCCAUAAAAGAGGGCAAUCUACGAUGUACCCAGCAAGAUAAGAGACAGACAGGUAUCCCCCACACGUCCAAUCCUUACACACUCUAGACUAUUGUUACCUGACACACAACCCAAGACGUCCGAAAGUAAUUCCUGAGAUUCCGAUCAAACAGUGACCAACACAAAGGUGAGGGGUUGCUCUCUGUCCCAUAUCUUGUUUCAUAUUCUCUAUGAGGCAAUAUUCAACAAAAAUCUACACGACCCCUUCGAAAACAUUAUGAAUUGCUACUUGUUUUUCUAGUACAAUCCUUCCUGAUUUUAAAUUUAAAAAUCACAAAGGCACUCUAAAAGUACAGCAUUCUGGCCGAUAGAAAGCUGUUUAGGAUUGAGGUUUGGGGAUUUGUCAAACGGAAAGAUGAUUUAGCACAAGUGAGAUGAUACCAUAAUUCCAUUAAGAAAAUGGUAAAACAACAUUAAUAUGGAGUCGUAUAAUGGUGAGAGUGCAAACAGUAAUCUGAUUCUAUAGAGGGUUACAUCUUCAUCGCUUUAGAGUGCUCAAUAAAUUAUUUACGGCUGACUGCAUUGCCAGCAAAAGUAGACACUUGUGCGAGCGCACGAUAACCUGUGUACAAAGUACACCAGUGUAGAUACACAUUUUUGCAUGAACAAACCUGAAGAUAUUAAUUCACCGUAUGGCAAGAACUUUACACUCUCAACCCAAAUGAGAAAUUUCUAAUCGGCAUUUUAUCUGGUUUUAAUGAAAAUAGUUAACGACAACAUGAUUUGAGCAAUUGAGUUUGUCCCAUUUGGUCUAAAGUAAACACUUAUCUGUAUUAUCAUUAUAUUUUAGCAAAUGGGCAUUUAAAUUUCUUAACAAGAUGAUUUAAAUCAGGAAACUGUUUCCCAAGGUGAAAAUCAAUCAUACCGUUGAUUGUUCCCUACGCCCAACUUUUUUUUCUUCAGUUAAAUUUAACUACAAGCCAAAAACAGAUAAGUGAGACUGUUAUGUCCACCUUGUUUAUAACCACUAAAGUUUAUGAUUUGAAAUGCUGAGUAACUACACAAAUACCAUUAAUUAAUGUCAAUAAUUGUCAUUUUCCCUCUGUAAGAAUUAUUAGACACCAAUUAUCUUUUAAAAGGUUAUUCCGUCAGCAUUCACUAUACAAUCUUAAUUAUCUGUAUGCUAAUUCAAACAGAGUAUGAGCACAUAUAAACGAAACAAAAGGAUCAUUAAUAAAAGAUCUGCUGCAAACGGCUUACUGACUGGAAUGUAUAAACAUUAGAAGUUAAACCGUUAUUGUACAUGUAUUUUCUUCAGGGUAUGUGUGACCAAUGUUGAAGCGUCGAAAAUAGUGCAAUGUUUUCUCCUCCAUGGGUUGGACACCCGAAACCCUCAGAGAGUAGUUACGUGGUCAGAUUUGUAUUUUCCUUGUCAAUGCAAAUUUGACCUUCCUGGCCGCUCCACUGUAGGUAGAAAGUUACAUGGCAAAGAACCGUUCUGCUAUUGGCAUUAGUUCCUACAGUAGAUAGAAACUCAUCGGUUUCCGAAAUGUUCAACUCGAUGGCCUUAACACCCAGCAAGGAAAUAAUUAUCUUCGUUAUAAUGUUUAUUCACUUUUAACAUUGCGUUCAGGCCUCAAAUUUCAAACACUAAACAACCUCACUUAAAGUUUAUUGAUGACUGUUAUCAUCACAGACUUUGCCUCAAGUGUCCGUGUCUGGUUAAUCGGCAUGUAUCACACAGACCUUUUUUUCUCUCAAGCCUGCCUGUGACAGCAAAGGCCAAAUACGUUUUUUGCUGAAGGUUCAUGGAGGUCCAAGCUGAGAAAACCAUGCACAAGAGGACUGACUGUUGAAGCAGUAACCUUCAGAAGUAACAAUGCGUUCGGAACGUUGCCCCUUUUAAACUCCAUGCAGAAGAAGUAUCUCAAGAUCGCAAAUAUGACUUGUUCUACGUCAUUCGUACAGAUCAUUAGCGCAGUGAUAGUCAAUUUGAUCAUUAUGCGCUGAAAGGACAAACGUCGACCCUGUCCAUGACGCUUGCACAAUCGUCUCAUUCUGCUCACAUAACAGAAGCCAUCUAUCACCCAAACUGCCAGAUAGAAAACAGCAAAAAGAGCAGAAGCUGCUUGUCUUACUUGGCGGAACACGCGUGCUGUUACGAACAAGGCUGUUUAGAUUCCAGCGGUUAACCAAACAAUAAGGCAAAUUUUGACAGCUCUCCGUUUAUUGUUGGAAAUUAAAAACAUUUCCUUGGGAUGCAUACUCCAAGAUGUCUUUCUGCUGCUACGACGGAAGCAAAAAGACUGGAUGCAAAACAUACACCUAAGAUUCCAGAGAGGAGAAGUGGAACUGGCCAGGGUCCAUAUUUGUUCGCGUCAGUAAAAGAUCUAAUGAGCAAAAAGAUCAAUAACAAGAUA
Molecule: messenger RNA, 4495 nt
Organism: Acanthaster planci (crown-of-thorns starfish)
Lineage: Eukaryota; Metazoa; Echinodermata; Asteroidea; Valvatida; Acanthasteridae
Product: retinol dehydrogenase 8-like
Cellular component (GO): cytosol
Molecular function (GO): oxidoreductase activity
Source: RefSeq, a predicted model, not a curated record